This is a messenger RNA of Oppia nitens, 1115 nucleotides long. RefSeq names its product U3 small nucleolar ribonucleoprotein protein IMP4-like. Gene Ontology annotation, cellular component: Mpp10 complex; small-subunit processome; nucleolus. Gene Ontology annotation, molecular function: rRNA primary transcript binding; snoRNA binding. The record is from RefSeq and is a predicted model, not a curated record. Gene Ontology annotation, biological process: rRNA processing. The coding region runs from base 243 to 1115 and encodes 290 amino acids. NCBI's taxonomy places the organism in Eukaryota, Metazoa, Arthropoda, Arachnida, Sarcoptiformes, Oppiidae. The transcript has 4 exons.
UUGUGUCCAAAUUUGGUAUAUCAUUGAGUGUUAACACAACAAAAGCAUUUCAAAUAAAACACAUUUAAUUAAAGUUUGUUUUCAAUGCUAUCAUUGAAUGUGAAUUGAAAUGUGUUUUCAUUGAAUUUUUUGUUGUAAAACAUAUCGAUUACAAAACAAUUUGUUUUUAUUUUUAACAAAUUAUUUUGUUAUUGACAUUAAUUGUCAAUUGAUUUAUAUAUUUUUGAUUGUUGUCGAUAAAAAUGUUGCGAAGACAACAACGCAUACGAAGAGAGUAUUUAUACCGAAAAGCAUUGGAAGAACAGAAACGUGUGAUCACUGAACGCAAGGAACAGCUCAAGAGGUCACUCGAUGAAAAUAAGGAGAUCCCAAAUGAGUUGAAGAAAGGCGCUCUUCAGUUACAAUCUGUACUCGAGUGGGACGACGAGGCGUCAGAAUUGGUGACCAGUCAUGAGGACGAUGAGUAUCGAUGGGCUGGUGUUGAGGACCCAAAGAUAGUGAUAACUACAUCACGAGACCCGUCAUCGCGACUUAAAAUGUUUGCAAAGGAAUUAAAACUAAUUUUCCCGAACUCUCAACGGCUAAAUCGUGGAAAUUAUGAACUAAAACAACUAAUUGAGUCGUGUCGGGCCAAUGAUGUCACCGACUUUAUAACAGUUCACGAAACCCGCGGCGAACCCGACGGUCUGGUCAUAUGUCACUUGCCAUAUGGACCGACAGCUUAUUUUCAAUUAUGUAAUACAGUUAUGAGACACGAUAUACCAAAUAUCGGUACAAUGUCUGAAGCCUAUCCACAUCUGAUUUUUCAUAACUUGAAGUCCCGAUUAGGCCAAAGAGUAAUGAAUAUAUUGAAAUAUUUAUAUCCUGUUCCUAAAGAGGACUCGAAACGAGUCAUAACAUUUGCCAAUCAAGACGACUAUAUAUCAUUCAGACACCACACCUACAAAAAAGUAGACGGAAAGGUAGAGUUGGCAGAAGUUGGUCCCAGAUUUGAGAUGAAAUUGUAUGAAAUUAAAUUGGGAACUAUAGAUAUUGCAAAUGCUAUCGACUCUGAAUGGAUAUUCAGACCUUAUAUGAAUACAAACAAAAAGAGAAAGUUUUUAAGUGAUGAAUAG